AUGAAUCUAACGGGUUUAUUAAAUUUUGAGUCGGUGAUUGUAAAAGGUGCUCAAACACAAUCCAACGAACUAAAUACUUUUGUAGCGAAUUCUUUAAGAAUUAUAGUUGAGGAAUUUUUCUUAAAAGUCGCUCCAUCAUUUGUUAUUGUUGUAUCGUGUCGUCGUCAGAGUCCUUUAAAUUUUUAUCUUAAUAUUAUGCAACAUCUCUUUAAUAUGGUGGAUAAUAUGAUUGUACAAUUGGUAUUUGUGGACUAUAAAAAACCUGUAAGAAUUGAGGGUCUCAGAUAUCAUAAUUUAUUAUUGGUGGAUUCUUUGGAAGCAUUUUUAGAUAUCGAUGUGGUUUCUUAUAGCCGUGAUUAUGAUACCAAUGAAUACUAUCACAUUUUCCUUAUGCAACGUGAUCGUCAUCUUCAAAACGAUAUGAAGGGGAUUUUUGACUAUUGCUGGACUAAUCAUAUUAUAAAUUGUAAUGUCCAAUUACAAACUGCCUUGGGGGAAUAUAAAUGUGGCAAUACCAUACCGGAAAAAAUCAAUCAAUUUAUUAAUGACUCGUGGCUUAAUCAGGGUUAUUUCCUGCCAAAAUUGAAGAAUUUUCAAGGCUGUCCUUUAGUGGCUGCAGUACGUAAUAUACCACCCUAUACAUACCCAAGCGGAGCUAAAGAUGGUGUUAUGACUUAUAGUGGAUUCGAAAUGGAUGUGAUAAAACAUUUGGCGAAAAGAAUGAAUUUUUCAUUGAGUUUACGUACAAAAAUACACGAUGAUCGUUUAGCUCCCUUUGGAAAUGGUGCUUUAAAAAUGCUCGAUGAUCAUACUGCUGAUAUAGUCUUUGGUUUCUAUCGCAAACGUACGAGUAUGAAUGUAAAAUAUAGCACCACAAUGCCGCAUUAUCAGAAUUACAUUGUAUCAGUUGUCUACUUACCAGCUCAUAGAUUAAAAACCUUUGAAGUUUUGUCAUAUCCAUUUCCUAAUUGUGGCUGGUAUGCUUUAGCCGUGACUACGUUUAUAAUCAUUUUGUUUACACGUUUGUUGCGUUUACAUCAAUCACAGUCGAUACCAACAUUUUCAAUGAUUGCCUGUGCUUUGGGUUCUCCGAUUCAUCGAGAACCUCAAUUACCAACUUCCGUCUUAAUAUUUAUAACCUGGUUGUGGAGUACCUUUUUAUUGCGCUCCAUUUAUUCUGGUUUAUUGUUCCAUUUAUUUCGCAAUGAAAUUCACGCUUCCCUGCCACACAAUCUGGAUGAGGCGGUUAAUGCCAGUUAUCGUGCGGUUAUGAAUCUGUUCACUUAUAAUGAUAUUAAAUAUAUACCAUUUUAUCAACGCUCUCCAAAUCAUUCAAGCAUUGUGAUCGAUUCUUCGGAUGAGUUAAUACCUAUUGCUUAUUUGGAAAAUAAUUAUGAGGAAAAUUUUUAUGCUGUGGUCUCACAGGAAUUUCUGAUCCAUUAUACGGAGAAAUAUAAAAAGCCUGGAUUAUUUUAUAUUAUACCCGAGAUUAUAAUGCAACAGCGAAUGUGUUUCUAUUUAGAGAAACAUUCGUAUCUGAUAAAUCAAUUGGAUGCGGAAAUUAUGGAUAUACAUGCUGUGGGUUUAAUUGGUUAUUGGGCGAAGAAUUUUAUAAAUUCGAAAUAUCUAAAUAGUAAGCAUAUGUUUCAAGAUGCUAGAAUUGAGCAGGACGAUUUAUGGGGUAUUUAUAUGAUUUGUAGCGCGUGCUAUUUAGUGGCCUUCGUAAUAUUUUAA
Molecule: messenger RNA, 1734 nt
Organism: Lucilia sericata (common green bottle fly)
Lineage: Eukaryota; Metazoa; Arthropoda; Insecta; Diptera; Calliphoridae
Exons: 4
Coding region: 1-1734 (577 amino acids)
Source: RefSeq, a predicted model, not a curated record